This is a messenger RNA of Salvia splendens (bonfire salvia), 897 nucleotides long. Its product is annotated as WD repeat-containing protein 70. Gene Ontology annotation, molecular function: protein binding. Lineage: Eukaryota; Viridiplantae; Streptophyta; Magnoliopsida; Lamiales; Lamiaceae. The coding region runs from base 64 to 897 and encodes 277 amino acids. The transcript has 5 exons. Gene Ontology annotation, cellular component: site of double-strand break; nucleus. The record is from RefSeq and is a predicted model, not a curated record.
UUCAAACUCAAAUUUUUCGGCGUAAUUCCAAACUGAAUUCACCAUACUUUGACAAUAUGGAAGAUGAAGCUGAUACAUACGAAGGAGCGAGAGCUCAUUUCCCUUUGUGUUUCGGACUGGAUAAACUCUUUCAGAAAUUCAAACCCUAGAAAUUCAAAUAGGGGUGGCGAUGUGGCUGCAUUGAUUGGACCUCCAAGGCCUCCUGCGGUUUUGGAUGAGGAAGAUGAGGACGAGGACUCUCGAAUUGGGCAACCUAGGCCACCUCCUGGUGCAGCUGGGGAUGAUGAUGAUGGACUGACGAUUGGGCCACCUAGGCCGCCUCCAGGCUCUACAGAUUCUGAUGAAGAUAAAGAUGAAGAUGCUGAUGAAGAAGAUGAAGAUCCUGGUUAUCGAGUUCCAAUGAGCAAUGAAAUUGUCUUGAAGGGGCAUACAAAGGGAGAGCAAGGUUUGGUUUUCCUCAGAUUUAAGAAAGAGAUUAAUGGCAUAUACUACAUGCAUAUAAGGUGCCUCAGCUCAGGAAAAUCUAUGACCGCGAUGGACUUACAUUGGGUGAGUUUGUCAAGGAAGACAGACAUGUAUAUCCGUGAUCUUAAGAAUACCAAAGGCCACAUAUCUGGGUUGACAUGUGGAGAAUGGCACCCUAAGGACAAGCAGACUAUCCUAACAUCAUCUGAGGAUGGUUCACUGCGAAUAUGGGAUGUAAAUGACUUCAAAAGUCAAAAGCAGAUGUUGGUGAGCCUCAAAGACAUCUCGAGGCAAACGAGGCUUCAACCGGACCUUCAACCCGUUGAGCAUGUAGAAAUACUCAUUGGUAUAACCAUUCUUGUAUACCUUCCUAUCAAAUUCCCACGGCCUCCCCAACAAGACAUGGCAAGCCGUCAUAUGAAUGAUGUCUGA